This is a messenger RNA of Nicotiana attenuata, 877 nucleotides long. RefSeq names its product probable RNA-binding protein EIF1AD. The transcript has 4 exons. The coding region runs from base 156 to 662 and encodes 168 amino acids. Lineage: Eukaryota; Viridiplantae; Streptophyta; Magnoliopsida; Solanales; Solanaceae. Gene Ontology annotation, cellular component: nucleus. Gene Ontology annotation, biological process: translational initiation. Gene Ontology annotation, molecular function: RNA binding; translation initiation factor activity. The record is from RefSeq and is a predicted model, not a curated record.
GAACUAAAAGUAAGAGAGUCAGCGUUAAGGGGCCAUUUUUGAUGCAUUUUCCCGGUAAAAUAAACAAACGGACCUAGGCUUAGGGUUUUGCAGCGUGUUUCAAUUGGGCAAGUAAAACAGGUCGAAGAAGGGCCUCAAAAAUCAAAAUCGAAGAAAUGAGAGGGGGAAGGAAGAAUUUGAAGAGGGCUGUUGAAGAAGAAUUUUUCACUCUUCAACAGGGCCAAAGUAUUAUGCAGGUUGUGGAUCUUCGAGGUUCCAACCUUAUUCAAGUGAUGGAUGCGAAAGGUGAAACAUCAAUAGCAAUAUUUCCAGCUAAAUUCCAGAAAAGCAUGUGGAUUAAAAGAGGCAAUUUUGUUGUGGUUGAUGAGAGAGGAAGAGAGGAAGCUGUUGAAUCAGGUAGAAAAGUGGGAUGUGUUGUUACGCAGGUACUCUAUUACGAACAAGUCCGUGUGCUUCAAAAGUCACCUGAAUGGCCAGAGAUCUUCAAAUCUACAGCAGUAGAGAGUUCAAAACAGGAUACGCAAUCACAUAAUACCCAGAUAGAUGAGAAUGAAGACUCAAGCGAUGAUGAUGGACUCCCUCCAUUAGAAGCCAAUACUAACAGAUUAAAUCCAUUUCAACAGGAGUCCGAGACAGAAUCUGAUUCAGAUACUGAUUCCUGAUCCAUGCUUUCGGACAUUCAUGGCACCAUGAAUGAUACCUUCAUUUUUGCAGAUGAAGUUGGUUGUAAAGACAUUGAUGUCUUUGAAUGCUAUUGAUUGUCCUAACGAACCAACUCUUUAUUUUGUCUUAUUUUCUUCAUGGCUGGUGCUUUACGUGCUUUUAGCCUGGAAUCCUGGAUCUUCCAAGUACUUUAAUUAAAAUAGAUGAAAUAUUA